AUGUCCUUGACAGUAGCCAAAGAACAAAUUGUUUUUUUUUUUCUUAUUCUAGUUGUCCUUUUCAUCCAACCACUGUAUGCCAUAUGGGCCUGUUUCCGCUCCUGUCCAUCAAGUUGUGCAUGUACUCAGGAACGAAACUGCUCUGUUCUAUGUGAUCGUAUAGGACUAACAGAGAUCCCUAAUGAAUUUCCAUGUGAAGCAUCCUUUAUUAACCUAGAUAAAAAUAACAUCAAAUUUCUCUCAGAAUUGGCCUUUGGGACCUUGCCGUCAUUAAAAUGUCUCUCACUUAGUCACAACAACAUAUCCUUCAUCACUCCAGGAGCUUUCAAAGGAUUACCCAAUUUGAUUGAACUAAAAAUGGCUCAUAAUGAGUACAUCCGUUAUUUGCAUACUCAAACAUUCUCUGCUUUAAAGAAGUUAGUGAAGUUGGACUUAGCUGACUGCAAUCUGUUCAACAUCCCAGACAGGUUAUUUGUGGAACUUCUAUUUCUGCGUGAACUCAUGUUUUUUCAAAAUUAUUUUCGUAGGAUUCCAGGAGCUAUCCGUGGUAUGCAGAGCUUGACUCAUGUUUACUUGGAAAGUAACAGGAUUGAGGCAGUGGCCUACAAUUCUCUUCAGGAUAUACCAAAUCUAAAAUAUCUCAACCUUCAAGACAAUAAGAUAAAUGUCAUUCAUGAUAAGUCUUUCCAAGACUGUGACAAAAUGGAGUACCUCUUUCUCAAUGACAAUUUAUUGAAUGAGUUACCAGAAAACUCCUUCAAAGGACUGAAAAGGUUAAAGAUGCUAAAUUUAGGUGGAAACUUUAUACACAAUGUCUCACGAGUUUGGUUUCAAGAUCUAGUUGAGUUAGAAGUCCUUUAUCUAGACCGGAAUAAUAUAAGCUAUAUUGAGGAAGAGGCUUUUGAAAACAUUACUAGCUUGGUAUCUUUACACUUAAAUAGCAACAACUUGGCAUCUUUAUCCUUUGAGGUUUUUAAACCAGUUUAUUUUAUUGGAAGACUUUAUCUUUUUAAGAAUCCUUGGGAAUGUGACUGUCGGAUUGAAUGGUUAAGAGACUGGAUGGAGAGCUAUAAACUGGUACGGGAUAUACCCUGCUCAUCACCUGCAUCAUUGGCAGGUAUUGACCUUAGUGAUGUCUCCUUUAAAAAGUCUUCUGAAGGAGUAUGCCUUGAUCCCACAGAACAAAAUGUAACUUAUUAUAUUCCACUUCCUACUGAAAGGCUUCAAUCUACAAUGGAAUCAAAACUGAGCAGCCUUAUAUCCAGGCUGCUCAUGCCCAGAAAUUAUGAAGAUCUGGGGAAUAUAACAGAGAGUUCUGACAACAACACUUUUUUAAUGGCUUCUCGUAGAUGCAGAAAUUUAUCCUGGAAUGGUGAAAAAAUUCUCAUUUUCCAAGACUUUUCGGCCGAACUGUCCAAAGCAAGAAAGGACUUUGCCCCCAUUUGUUCACAGCUGGUGCAGGACGGAUGCAAGUUUGCACUUCUAUACCCAGCUCGCCUACGUAUAUAUGACGGUGCCUCGUUUACCGAUUUCUUAAACCCGGCAGAUGCAAAAGCCUACCUGGAGGAAUAUGCUGCGGGAGCUCAGUUUAAGUCCACGCCUGAAUUACACAUGGCUGACUGUGAUUGA
Pseudophryne corroboree (corroboree frog) is the source of this 1629-nucleotide messenger RNA. It is a transcript of the gene NYX, whose product is annotated as nyctalopin. The transcript is spliced from 3 exons. Gene Ontology annotation, cellular component: extracellular matrix. Bases 1 to 1629 code for a protein of 542 amino acids. Gene Ontology annotation, molecular function: protein binding. NCBI's taxonomy places the organism in Eukaryota, Metazoa, Chordata, Amphibia, Anura, Myobatrachidae. The record is from RefSeq and is a predicted model, not a curated record.